This is a messenger RNA of Cryptococcus wingfieldii CBS 7118, 2364 nucleotides long. RefSeq lists its product as hypothetical. NCBI's taxonomy places the organism in Eukaryota, Fungi, Basidiomycota, Tremellomycetes, Tremellales, Cryptococcaceae. The record is from RefSeq and is a predicted model, not a curated record. The transcript is spliced from 3 exons. The coding region runs from base 1 to 2364 and encodes 787 amino acids.
AUGCCCCCCUUCCUCCCCACCCUCGGCGACCUCCGCGACCUCACCACCACCAUCAACCCCUACUCCCUCUUCACCCCGGAGCAGCACACAGACACACCCCCCCAAGGACCCCCCGCCCCCUCCCGAUCCUCCUCGGGCAGCGCGCCCAGCAGAAGCAGCCUAGGCCCAGACGGCAGGCGCAAGAGCUCGGGCACCAGUGUCAUGAUUGCAGAGCCAGAGGUCACCGCCACCAGCGUCAUGAUUGCAGAGCCAGAGGUCACCGCCAUCUCCCGCGGCAGGCGGAGGCGCACACAGAGCACCAAGGCCGCCUCGGGUGGCUUCCAAGACGCCUUUGCAGACCGUAGAGGCCGAAAGCAGCCCCUUGAUACAUACAUUAUCGUCAAGCCACCGCCUGCCGCAGCCAAAAAUCCCCUCAACCUCCAGAUACAACUCGUCGUCAAACGAAACCGUCCCAGGGGCGUCUCCACCUCCUUCGACUACUCCUCAGCCGUCCCAUCCACCCCAGGAAAGGAGCGCGACGGCGACCUGUCUGACAACUCUCCAGUGCCCACCACCCCUACGUCAUCCCAGUUCGGCCCUCCCUCCUCCCCGGCCUCUGCUAUCAGCCCGAGCUCGGAAGCAGGCGGCGUCUCGCUCAAGAGGUCCCAGUCUGUAAAGUCGAGCAUGUCGACCGCGACAAGCAGUACCACCAGCGGCGGCUCGGGCAGGAGAAUCGAGCCAAUGUUUAAUCUCGCAGUCCACAGCGUAGUGCACCCGACCGUAGUCACAGAUGCCGCCACCGAUGUCAAGGUCGCAAAGUUCUUGAAACGCGGCGUAGAUGUCGUCGGGGUCGGCAUCGUCGAGCCCGCCGAGAUAUUUUCAUCCUCUUCAGACCCUACUCUCUGUCCUGUAACAUCACACACCACCUCCGACGCCGAACGCUCAGAAGUACCACGCCGCAGACCCCUCUCCGUUGCAUCUUACAACUCUGCCAAUCUUCUAUCCGACGACGGUGCGAGUAAAAGCGGCAUACGGGCAAGCCUCGAUAUGAAGGGCUUCAAGUUUGAUAGCCUCCGUGUCAAGGAAGGCGGGCCCGGCGGGGAGAAUGGAGCCAAAAAGCUCUUUGGGAAAAUCUUCCGAAAGAAGAAGAAUGCUGGUGAUGACGAAGGGGCGUCGAGCACAGCGAUGCGUCGAUCCGCCUCGGUCCAGUCUGCAGAUGUCGGCGCAUCAGCAAGCGAAACUAUGCCCCACCCGGCCUCCAAAACCAACAACCAAACAUACGCCGGCUAUUCAGACAGCCAUCUGGUACCGAGCACCACGCUCGCCAACCCCACAUUCGGCACGUCUCCCAGCGUCAUCGUUCGCCCGCAGGCCGGCGCCGCCCGCUCACCAUGCGACCGCAACUUUCUCCGACCCGAGUUGCCCGAUAAACCACCAACGUCGCCCACCUUGGGGCCUUCCAACUUUCGGCCUUCUGGCUCUAGGCCUAUUGGCUAUACGUGGACUGUAAGGCGUUGGGCGAGGAGGAACAGCGAAGGAUGGUCGGCCCAUCUCGUGGCAGCUGCCUCUGCAGGGCUCGAGAUGGUCGGUGCUUUGGACCUGGCAGAUGAGCACGAAGUCCAGUUCGAGUGGAUCAAGGGGUCUCCCAAUGACAGAGAGGACGAAGGGGACUUUACAAAGUCUCGAGGUCUCAGCGCCUUGGGGCGAGCUCGUGGCAUUUCCACCGACUCGAGGGCCAGUGCCACGCCAAGUUUUAUCAACAGCGACCGCCCGAGAUCAUUCUCACCAUCCUCAGUGACGCCAAACGAGCUAUCCGGCGCCUCAAAUCCUCCCUCCCCAUUCUCUUCACGGCCACACUCGCCCGCCUUUGAUUCGCGUCCAGACCCGCUACGCAGAGUCUCCCACGCCGCUAGCGCCGCCUCCUCGGAAGCAUCCAGGCAACCGUCCAUCUCGUUUGAAGACACCAGCUCCAUCAAUGGGGGUGGGGGCGAUACAACGGCAGAUGAAGACGCUACGUCAGAAGACCCAGAAGAUAGCGAGGGGCCGUGGUCGUGCUGGGUCUGGGUCAAGGGAACGGGCCAGCGCCAACUGCUCGGGACGCUUGUCCGCGCCCCGCACCACCCAAAAGUCAUUGGCGUGCUCAAGAUCCCCGUCUCGCUAGACGCUGUCAGCCUGACCGAUGUCAAGCGCCAGCCGGCCUCGAGCGGCGAUGGAGCCGCGGACGGCGAACUGGGGACGGCAGUGAAAAAGGUCAAGGAGAGCGUAGCGUUGACCGAGGAGAAUCUGAAGGACAUGGUGUGUGUUACCGGGCUGUGGUUGGUGGCGAGAGAAGAUUUCGGAGGCCUUGCGAGGACCGGGAAGAGAAAGGCGGGGAGACGCCAAUGA